Messenger RNA from Tetrapisispora phaffii CBS 4417, 3117 nucleotides. RefSeq lists its product as uncharacterized. The transcript has a single exon. Gene Ontology annotation, molecular function: phosphatidylinositol binding. The coding region runs from base 1 to 3117 and encodes 1038 amino acids. The record is from RefSeq and is a predicted model, not a curated record. NCBI's taxonomy places the organism in Eukaryota, Fungi, Ascomycota, Saccharomycetes, Saccharomycetales, Saccharomycetaceae.
AUGUCGACAAUUUUAACUCCUAUUGAAGAGCAUUACUUAAAGAGAGAAGUAUUGAAGAUUCAAUUAGAUAGAGAGUUUGAGCAAUUGAAUGAUCCCCAUGCAUUAAGGAAAUUUGGGUUCCCGUUUACUAGUCAUGAUCCUAAAGAUUUGCAUAAAUCGUCAUCGACUGUAAAUUUAUUCAAUAAAUUCAGACUGACUUCUCUUGUUCAAAAUGAUCCGGAAGCAGCUGAACUAAGUAAACUAGAUAUAAAGGAUGAUGUGUCGAAUAUUGAAAAAACUAAGUUUCCUAUAUUAAGUUUUGUUCUCCAGAAAUUUAUUAUGACCUUUCCUUUACUUUCGAAAAAUCUGGUAAAUGAUGAAACCUUUUGGCAAAUGAAAGUUCAAGUCUUUUUUGAACAUUUUAUGUCAUUGCAAUUUAGUAAUAGUAUAGAUAGAGAACAGACAACAAAAAGGAAAAAAAUUGCUAAAAAAUUGACUAAAAUUAUUCUUCUAUUAUUCAAUUCAGGAAUUGGAUCAAGUUUAGAAGUACAGUAUUACAAUGAGGACAAAAUUAAAAUACAAGAUGACGGGGCAAGGGAAAGAUCUCAAAUUGAGCAGUUUGCCAUACCUACAAAACAAAACUUAAGAGAUUUCUUAACAAAAGAGCCUGUAUUCGAGAAUGGUUGGGAUGUAAAUAUUAUUGCAGUAAUUGAAGAAUCAGAUCUGCCAGAUGGAAUCUCAGAAUCUAAAAUUUCAAAUGAAGAUAAGAAUAAAAUGAGUAGCAUCCCUCUGUCACCAAAAAAAGCUACUUCAUGGGCUAAGACAUUUGGUUUCUCGCAACCAAAGUCAUCUGGCAUAUUCUCUAGCUUUUCGAACUCUGAUGAGAAAGUCACAAAAGGUUCCAAUAUGAAGUCUAGCCAUUAUUACUUUAUGAUUAAAUUAAGAAAUGAAGAAUCAGACAAUAAAUAUGAUGACUCUAAGACUAAAUAUACUGUCAAAACAUACGAUGAAUUUAAAGCUCUUUCAAAAGCUUUAAAGCAUGAAUUUCCAGGAAAGGAUCUGCCAAAAUUGCCACAUAAAAAUAAGAAAAGUACACAUAUGAUAACAUCAAUAAAUGGAUAUGAUAAAAAAGCUAGUAACAUGACUCCAAAAGAGCAAAUCGUAGCUACUUUUGAAUCUGAAGAGAAUUUUGAAGUAACUGAUAAUCGUGAAAAUAGAAAUGCAAUUGAUAAUAUUCUCAAUUCCGAUAUAGAUCAAUACUCAGAUGAUGAUUCAUCUACAGAAUCUUUUGGAGAUGAUGAUAAAUUUGAGGAUGCUACUAAUUCUAAAAGUAACAUACUACCAUUUGAAAAGCUGAGAACUUCCUUAAGGCAGUAUUUAAGAAAUCUGACUAAAGAUAAUGAAGUUAUAUCAAAUAAGAUAUUUAUUGAAUUUUUCAAUUGUCAGAAUUUAGUCGAUAGCUCAUUUAAUGAUAAAAUAAGGGAAGAUAUUUCCAAUAGGGAAUUAAUGGAUAUAACUAAUCUAGAAAAUCAAAUUCAAUUUCAAAAGAUUGCACUAGAAAGAUCAAUGGAAUUACAAAAUGUGAUGACCAGUUUUAAAGAUAACUUUAUAAAAGAUAAAACAUUCCUAUUAUCUUGUGUUAGAGAAAUUAAAAAACAUAAUAAAGUUGAAGAUCUAUCGCCACUGUUGAGAAACUUUAUUGAAUGGUGUAAGGUUUAUUUAUCAUCAACAAUUUAUCAACUGUUUCUUGGAAACGAUAAUAGUUAUGAAUUUUUUUCUCAAAUUAAACGAUUACAUAGGUUAGUCCCUUACUCUGUAAUGAGCCAAAUAAUGAAAUACACCAAUCCUAUGGCUAUCAUGAAAGCCAUGAUGGAAUUAUUUAUGGCACAACCUUUUGGCGGCAAGUCAUUGUUACAAACAAUGUUUUCUUCCAUUUUAGCAGAUGAUUUGAAAAGUCAAGAUGAAGUAAUUAAGCAAUUAGAAGAAAAAAUAAAGAAAAAAUUUCAAUUAGGUGAACAAGUUAUUGAAAUAUUUAAAAAAUCAGUUUACAAUAAUGAAAAGUAUGAAUAUAUCUCCAUGUCUUUUAUUUAUUCAGAGACAGAAGCCACUCACAUGCCAUCGGCUAUGUUAUUACUUCUACAUUGUGCAGAAAAAAACUAUAUUUCUCCAGAGGCAUUAGACAUAAUUACAGAAUCUUAUAUGGACUGGAAAUCCAUUAAUGAGUCUGAAAAUGAUAUUGAAACUAUCCAUGAUGAAAAGAACAAGAAUGCGGAGUUAUUCUCCAAUAUUAAAGAAUUGUUGCAAUUAUACAUAAAAGAAAGAGAUAAACAAUUACUACAACAAUUAUGGCAAGACCCAGAGUUAAUACAACUAUUAAAAUCUAUGGUCACGAUGAUCUAUGAACCAAUUGUAAAGAUAUUUAAAAUUGCCAGAGUUGAUAUCGCAUUAAAAAAUUUCGAACGUUUUAUGAACGAUUUGAUUAAAUUAAUGGAUGGUGUUAUCAACGGGGAUCUAGGUGCAUCCGCUGAAUUCAAUGUGGUCGAAGCUAUCAGUGAUUUAGUCACUGCGCAUCAAGAUUCAUUUUUUGAGUUCGUGCAUGAUGUUUAUAACAAUGAUACUGAAGGUGUUUUUGAAGGUUUCAUUACAUGGAUAUUAGGAAUCAAUGAAUUUCUUCAAAAUAGUAAGUAUGGAGAACCAACAACAAGAAUUGAUUUUAGUAAGUUGUUACAGGCUAGUUCCAUUCACACUGACUCUGUGCGUACUGAAAUAGAUAAUGUUAUCGACCAAAAGCUUACGGGGCGUAAAAUAUAUAAUCAAUUACUGGAAUUGAAAACUAAAGAAACUGCUGAGAAAGAUAAAAAAUCGACAAAUGUUGUGGAUAAAAACUGGAAGCAUAUUAAUUCUAUGGUAAUGACGGACAAUUCUUUUUCGUUUGGUGUUGCUGAUGGUGAUCUGCUCGAUCUUGAUCUUGAUACAAAAGAUUAUGAAGUGUUGCAUAGAAAUGGUGAAGAUUCUUUAGAAAUUAAGUACCAAGAAAUCUUGAAUAAAACUAUAAAUACCGAUGAGAUUAAAAAAUUUGCUAUACAAGAUUUUGAGAAAGAAUUGAAAGAAUUCUUAAAAAGGAAUGGUGUAGAAUAA